Aspergillus niger is the source of this 1818-nucleotide messenger RNA. RefSeq lists its product as uncharacterized. The transcript is spliced from 2 exons. The annotation marks the transcript as partial. The record is from RefSeq and is a predicted model, not a curated record. Gene Ontology annotation, biological process: fatty acid metabolic process. Lineage: Eukaryota; Fungi; Ascomycota; Eurotiomycetes; Eurotiales; Aspergillaceae. Gene Ontology annotation, molecular function: medium-chain fatty acid-CoA ligase activity.
AUGGCAUCCGUGGCAGUUUCUCCCAUUCCUUCGUCGCUCUCUUCCCCUAAUGGACUGAGUGCAUCGUCACCCGCAACGUCCGUAGAUGAGCUUGAUUCGGAACCUGCAGAGGAAACCAUUCACACGAUCAACCACCUUAUACAAGCUCGAGCCAAGGGACGUCAUGGCAACGAGCCUAUUGUCGCUUACCCAUUGUCGGGUACUGAGUACACAUACUACACCCCCAAACAGUUGGACACCCUGGUGGAAGCCGCGUCGGUCCACUAUUCAAAGGUCAUCCCACAGCGACAGUCUUCAGACGAGCCCGUACAGGUUGUAGGAUUGCUAGGUCCCUCCGACUUUGAGUACAUGAUCACCUUGCUGGCCAUUUCCCGUCUCGGUCACACCGUUCUUCUGCUAUCGACGCGCAUCGCCGAAGAUGCCUAUGUCAGCCUGAUCGAAAACACCAAGGCUGCCUUUCUCAUCACAUAUCCCAGCUUCCAGGCGGUAGGGGAGAGAGUGGCUUCACGGACAGCCAUUGUACAGCAGCCGGUAUUGGCGAGUGAGAACUACGAUUUCCCCGGCGCAGACACCCUCUCCUUGCCGCCAGCCCAGAUGGAUGGCAGCGUAGACGCAAAGCACAUCUGCUGGAUUAUCCACUCAAGCGGCUCCACCGGCCAUCCGAAGCCCAUCUAUCAGACGCAUGCCGGAGCCUUGAAGAACUAUGCCAACAACUUCGGCCUCCGGGGGUUCAUCACGCUACCGCUAUUUCACGCGCACGGCAUCAGCUGUCUCUUCCGAGCUAUACACUCACAGAAGUUGAUCUACCUUUACAAUGCGAAUCUGCCUCUGACAGCCCCGCAUCUACUGGCAACUCUCAAGAACCACCAAGAGAUUGAGAUCCUGUAUGCAGUCCCUUAUGCCCUGAAGUUGUUGUCCGAAUCCGACGAGGGCCUGCACAUGAUGGCCCGUCUGGAGCUGGUCAUGUUUGGAGGCUCGUCCUGCCCGAAACCCAUUGGAGAUAAACUGGUGCAGAACGGAGUGCGUUUGGUCUCCCACUACGGAACCACCGAGACCGGUCAACUGAUGACUUCCUUCCGCGAGCGGGAUGAUCUGGACUGGGACUAUGUUCGCCCGGGUCCAACCUUGUUGCCAUACUUGCGCUGGGAGGAACAUAUGUCGGGGAUUUACGAGCUGUGCGUCUUGGAAGGCUGGCCCUCUAAGGUCGCCAGCAACCGGCCCGACAACUCAUAUGCAACUAAGGAUCUCUUCGAGAAGCACCCGACUAAGCCCAACGCGUGGCGCUACUACGCCCGCUUGGACGAUACCCUGGUUCUGGAGAACGGCGAGAAGGCAAAUCCACUCAUUAUCGAGGGCGUGGCACGUAACGAUCCCAACGUUGCCGAAGCGAUUGCCUUUGGGGCCAACAAGCCUCGUCUCGGAUUGUUUCUCAUCCCAGCAACCAGUAGCCGGUGCCAGACAGAUGACCAACUGAUUGAGGCGGUCUUCCCGGCCAUCGAGCGCUGCAAUGCGGAAUUGCCGGCUUAUGCCUAUAUCUCCCGGGAUAUGAUCCAUGUUCUGCCCGCAGAUGCGCCCUAUCGAAAGACAGACAAAGGCACGGUCAUUCGUGCCGCCUUUUAUCGCGAUUAUCAAGACCAAAUUGACCAGAUCUACGAGGCCGAGGAUGCGAGUGGUGACCAGGUACUGGAGGGGGCCGAGCUGGAAGCAUUCCUCCGUGAGCAGCUACUGGAGGUCGCUCCCGGUAUUGAUGCCUCUACCUUGGGUGCAACCACCGACAUCUUCAGUCUGGGCGUGGAUAGUCUUCAGUCGAUUCGAUUG